This is a messenger RNA of Dichotomopilus funicola, 1011 nucleotides long. Its product is annotated as malate dehydrogenase. Gene Ontology annotation, molecular function: L-malate dehydrogenase (NAD+) activity. Gene Ontology annotation, biological process: malate metabolic process; tricarboxylic acid cycle. The record is from RefSeq and is a predicted model, not a curated record. Lineage: Eukaryota; Fungi; Ascomycota; Sordariomycetes; Sordariales; Chaetomiaceae. Gene Ontology annotation, cellular component: cytoplasm; mitochondrion. The transcript has 3 exons. The coding region runs from base 1 to 1011 and encodes 336 amino acids.
AUGUUCAUGGCCUCCCGCAUCCAGACCCGCGCCUUCUCGGCGUCGGCGAGAAACCUCUCCAAAGUUACCGUCCUUGGUGCCGCUGGCGGCAUCGGCCAGCCGCUCUCCCUCCUCCUGAAGCUCAACCCGAGAGUCACCGAGCUCGCCCUCUACGAUAUCCGUGGUGCCCCUGGCGUUGCUGCCGAUGUGUCUCACGUCAACACCAAGUCAAACGUCAAGGGCUACGAGCCGACCCCCAGCGGCCUGGCCUCCGCUCUUAAGGACGCCGAGGUGGUCCUGAUCCCCGCCGGUGUUCCCCGCAAGCCCGGCAUGACCCGUGACGACCUGUUCAACACCAACGCCUCGAUCGUGCGCGACCUGGCCAAGGCUGUUGCCGACUCGGCCCCCAACGCCAACAUCUUGGUCAUCAGCAACCCCGUCAACUCGACCGUGCCCAUCUGCGCCGAGGUCUUCAAGGCCAAGGGCGUCUACAACCCCAAGCGCCUCUUCGGUGUGACCACCCUCGACGUCGUCCGCGCCUCGCGCUUCGUCAGCGAGAUCAAGAAGACCGACCCGGCCAACGAGAACAUCACCGUCGUCGGCGGCCACAGCGGUGUCACCAUUGUGCCUCUCUUCAGCCAGAGCAACCACCCCGAUCUUUCCUCCAACGCCGAGCUCGUCAACCGCGUCCAGUUCGGUGGUGACGAGGUUGUCAAGGCCAAGGACGGCGCCGGCUCCGCCACCCUGUCCAUGGCCAUGGCCGGUGCCCGGAUGGCCGAGUCGCUCCUCCGCGCCUCGCAGGGCGAGAAGGGCGUGAUCGAGCCCACCUUCGUCGACAGCCCGCUCUACAAGGACCAGGGCAUCGAGUUCUUCAGCUCCCAGGUCGAGCUCGGCCCCAACGGUGUUGAGAAGAUCCUCCCCGUCGGCAAGGUCGACGCCGCUGAGGAGAAGCUCCUCGACGCUUGCUUCACCGACCUCAAGAAGAACAUUGAGAAGGGCAAGGCCUUUGUCGCCGAGAACCCGGGCAACUAA